Messenger RNA from Pocillopora damicornis (cauliflower coral), 1629 nucleotides. RefSeq names its product insulin gene enhancer protein ISL-1. Gene Ontology annotation, molecular function: DNA-binding transcription factor activity, RNA polymerase II-specific; DNA binding. Lineage: Eukaryota; Metazoa; Cnidaria; Anthozoa; Scleractinia; Pocilloporidae. Gene Ontology annotation, biological process: axonogenesis; neuron fate specification; positive regulation of transcription by RNA polymerase II. The record is from RefSeq and is a predicted model, not a curated record.
CAGAUUCAAAUCUAAAAAAACGCGCAAAGUUUGACAAGUGGUGAAAGGUGAGCGACCAAUGACAAGUGUGGCAUUCACAACUGGGUACCAAUUUGUAAAAUUGGUGGUAGAGCCUCCGGCCAAUAAAAUGCCGGACAAUGACAGCUCAAGUCACGUGUCUCUGUACGAUCCGGCUGCGCCAAUGGCAUAACGCAUCUAAAGAGAUCGGAAUUUUGAAGUAUUCGGUUCGUCAGCUGGCAGUGUCGCUCAGUUAGUAAUCCCAUUUUGGUUGAUAUCACCAAGAGUGUAUUCUGAAGCUUCCUCGGGAAUGAGCGAUCAGGAACUUCAACAGAAGCGUCGAAUAUCUAUGUGUGUCGGCUGCGGAUCUCAGAUUCAAGACCAGUACAUUCUCCGCGUAGCACCCGACUUGGAGUGGCACGCAGGCUGUCUCAAAUGCGCGGACUGCCACACGUAUCUGGACGAGACAUGUACUUGUUUUGUGCGCGACGGAAAGACGUACUGCAAACGUGAUUAUGUUAGGUUGUUCGGCACAAAGUGCGCCAAGUGCUCCCGGUCGGUGACCAAAAAUGAUUUCGUGAUGAGGGCCAAGAAUCAAAUCUAUCACAUAGACUGUUUUCGCUGCAUCGCCUGCAGUAGACAGCUAGUACCAGGAGACGAAUUUGCUCUGCGGGAGGAUGGGUUAUUUUGUAAAGAAGACAACGAAAUUGUGGAGAAAGCUACGGCAACAGCUCAAGCGGCUCAUGCUCGCGGAGGACAAAGAUCUUCGUCUCAAUCAUCAGCGCACUCAAACGGCCAACCGGAUGGCUCACCGACGCGACGUGGGAAAUCAGAAAAAACGACGAGGGUUCGCACCGUGUUGAACGAAAAGCAGUUGCACACUUUACGGACGUGCUACGCGGCGAAUCCGCGACCCGAUGCGAUGAUGAAGGAACAGUUAGUGGAGAUGACAGGGCUGAGUCCUCGAGUGAUACGAGUGUGGUUUCAGAAUAAACGCUGUAAGGACAAGAAGAAAUCUAUGAUGCUUAACAAAACUUCCUCGCAUCACCAACAUCAGGGACCAGGUUCAGACGACGGGCAGAGUCCGACGGGUAGCUCUCCGAAUGCAAUUUCCCGCUCCCUACCGCCAUCAGCUAUUUCGGGUGUUCAGACGUAUUCUACGAAUUUAACUCCACCUUCGCUAAGACCGCCAGCUGACGUCUCACUGAGCGAUCUACCCGGAUAUCAGCCUUGGAAGGCUCUCAAUGAAUUCGCUUUACACAACGAUAUGGAUCAAGGUCCGUUUCAACAACUGGUGCAGUUUUCGGAGCAGGCGCCCCAUUUGGUAUCGCGAACGCAUGAAGGAAUAGGGGCAAAUUGAAAUCCUCGACUCCUCGACCAAAGACUUUCUAUCCUAAGGAACUUAUGAGGAGUGGACGUCCAACGAAUGGCACACGCUCAUCUUCCGAAAAUCUUAAUUUAUUUCUUCUAUCGCAAGCCGCAACGAACAUUCUAUUUAGCGUAAGUUCAGCAUGAAUUAUGGCAAGGGGCAUAACAUUAUGCUCUUGUGUCGACAGUGUAUAUAUCCUAUAGGAUCCGUUUCACGGGAUGAGAGAGAGAGACGUUCUCAAUAAAGAUAAAAGUACAUCAGGA